This is a messenger RNA of Mus caroli (Ryukyu mouse), 5283 nucleotides long. RefSeq names its product leucine rich repeat containing 71 (gene Lrrc71). Lineage: Eukaryota; Metazoa; Chordata; Mammalia; Rodentia; Muridae. Gene Ontology annotation, molecular function: protein binding. The record is from RefSeq and is a predicted model, not a curated record.
GAUGUGUUGGGUACCUUUUCUGUGUGUAUGCUCAGGCAGGCUGUGUGUGUUUCUAGUUGGCUUUAGAGGGAGUCAGGUACAGGUUCUGCCUUCUGCACUUUCCAUCUUAACUAGUAGUCAACUUCCAAGUUUAACUAGUUAAAGCUCUACCAGCAGCAGGCCCUAACUACCUGCCUGCCCUUCACCCAGUAAUCCUCCAUGUCUUUGCUCAGAGGAUUGCUCCCCGACUCUGGUGUUUGUCCUCCUGGUACGCCUUGGACUAUGAUAGUCAAACUCUCCGUGCCUUGACGGUCCUGCAGUCUCCCUUUCCCGUCUCGUUCACUCUUUCCCAGAAUGAAGGCUGACUGCCACCCUGCUUCCCACCCCAGGAAUUGGCACAUCUAAGUUCAGCCUUCCUUAGUUACCCCUUGAGUCCUGCUUUCCCUUCACAUAUUCCACAGAACACCCACCCCAUGUCUGCUUCAUAGCUACUCUCUUCUCCACGUACCCACAGAAGGCAGAAGUGGUGCCAGGCAAGAAGAUGGGAUUGUUGCAUUUUGUUUUGUUUUUGAGACUCUGUCUCACUAUGUAGUCCUGGCUGGCCUGGAACUCAGAGCUCUGCCUGCCUCUGCCUCUUGAGUGCUGGGUUUAAAGGCUCGGGGUCACAUGCACAGCUCAAGCUGCACUCUGAUGUGGUUUCCCCUGUUGCUAGAUUAGCGUCUGCCUUCCCCUAGUGGAGAGGCUGAUCGCCAGCACUCUGAUGCAGGACUCCCGGUGUUUAGGCUCACUCACUAUUGGUUUCCUUGGCACAGGGUAGUCACUCAAUAAAUGUUCCUCUAAAAGCUGAGUGGCUGAAUCAAAGUACCAGCAAUACCGUGUCCCCAAUGUCCCCUAGAGCCUAGUUUGGAGGUCUCCUCAGAGAUAGAGUCUCAGCAGAGAGCAGCAUCCAUGCUGCGGUGGUACUGAAUGAGGAGCCAAGCAACUCAAAGGGGCCCGGGAUGGCGAAAUGGUAAAGAUGGGACCUCCUAGAUCAAACCAGAAGACAAGCCUCCAGACCUCCAGGAAGCUGAGGAGAGCUGGCAGAGAACUCAGCAUAGCCUGAGCUCUUACCACUUGGGCCCUUCACAAGGCACUCUCUCUCCCCUACAACCUUCUGGCUCAGUGCGUUGUUCUCUUCCCCCACAACCUCCUCUGCGAGUACAGAGAAUACAGACCAUUAGGGCCCUAGCUGCACUGCCCUAGAAUCCACGCAUCUACGCCCUACGCCUAGCCACGCCCACUGGCUCUGGCGGGGGCGGGGUCAGGGGCCUCCACGUGCACUUUUUGCCGGUUGCUCCGGCCACAGCCCCACCCAAUCAGGCUGGGUUGCCCUGGAGAGGGCAGUCGCGCAGUUGCUUGGCUGAGUGGAGAUCCUCGGGGUGAGGCCCACAGAGUCCCGUUUCAUCUUGCCUCUCACUCGAGGGGUCCAAAAGCACCACUAUGUCAAGUGAGCCAAGUACUACAGGGACCUCACCCAGGACUCCGCGUCCUGGGGCCCAGAAGUCAUCCGGAGCAGUAACCAAGAAAGGGGAUCGGGCUGCAAAAGAUAAGACAGCAAGCACCCUGCCCCCGGUGGGUGAGGACGAGCCAAAAAAUCCGGAGGAGUACCAGUGCACGGGGGUCCUGGAGACAGACUUCGCUGAGCUCUGCACACGGUCAGGCUACAUGGACUUUCCCAAAGUUGUCACCCGGCCACGGGUCCAACAGAGCUCUGCCCCUUCCGCCUCCACGUCAGAAAAACCUGUCCUAGAUGACCAAAGACCGUCGGCAUCCUGCAGCCAGAGCAGCCUGGAGAGCAAGUAUGUGUUUUUUCGGCCUACUAUUCAAGUGGAGCUGGAGCAGGAGGACAGCAAGGCCGUGAAGGAGAUCUACAUUCGAGGUUGGAAAGUUGAAGAUCGGAUUCUGGGUAUUUUCUCCAAAUGUCUGCCCUCCCUCAGCCAGCUGCAGGCCAUCAACUUGUGGAAGGUCGGGCUGACGGAUAAGACCCUGACCACCUUCAUCGCCCUUUUGCCUCUUUGUUCCUCCACACUCAGGAAGGUAUCUCUGGAGGGGAACCCGAUACCAGAGCAGUCCUUUAAUAAGCUGAUGGGACUGGACAGCACGAUUGUUCACUUGUCUCUGAGGAACAACAACAUCAACGACCACGGGGCGUAUCUCCUGGGCCAGGCGCUGUCCACACUGCAGAACAGCAACCGAACCCUGGUUUCACUGAACCUAGCAUUCAACCACAUCGGAGACGUGGGCGCGGGCUACAUUGCAGAUGGCUUGAGGCUGAACCGAUCUCUCCUCUGGCUGUCCCUAGCGCACAACCACAUUCAAGACAAGGGAGCACUGAAGCUGGCCGAGGUCCUGCGCCCCUUUGAGCUGACCCACAGGGAGGUGGUGGAGCGGCGGCGCCUGCUGCUGGUGAAAGGAACGCAGGAGCGGUCUCGAUCGCCUUCCUCCUCCCGAUACGGGGACUCCAAAGCAGAACGUGAGAAGUCUCAGACGUUGGGGAUCAGCAAUGUCACUUUGGUGGACAAGCAAGAAAAGAUGCAGUCACUGAAAGCCCCUAAGACCAUAAGCAAGAAAAAGGAGAAGACAGGGGAAGUUGUCAAGAAGGAAGAGAAGCUGGGCUCUGGGCAGUCACCCACACAAGGAACCCCUAAGAAAGAAGAUGCCUCAAAGGCAGGCAAGGGGAAGGUAACCAUCCCUGAGCAGAAGAUGAGCAAGGGAAAAGCGACGAAGAUGGGGGCCAAAGAGAAGCGCAGCAUCCUCCUGGAGUCAGAACAGCUGGUUGUUGAAGCUACAGAGAUGGUUAACCCUCUCCUGGAGCCCGUGGAACACCGGGAUGGGAAGGUCUUCCUGCCUGGGAACAAGGUCCUUUUGCACCUCAACCUCCUGCGAAACCAAAUCACAGAGGUGGGGCUGGAAGGCUUCCUCACUGCUGUGCAAUACCAGGUUCAGGUCUCCAAGUCCAAGACUUCACCCAAGGCCCCCCUGGGUCUGCUGUGGCUAUCCUUGGCGAAAAACUGCUUUGACCCACAGUGUCCAACACACGUCAUGAUUCAAGAACUGAUGUUGCCAAGGGACCCUGUGAAGGCCAAGGCCAAGGAGGAGGAGGCUGCACCUACCUAGGUCUCCUACAGGCAGCCUGUCUCCCUGGGAGGUAGCUUGGACCAGUAACAUAGUCUCUUGCUGUGCUGUUCCUUGAAAAUCACUCCAUAAGUGUUUGGAACGUUUGGGUUCUUAAGUCUGUUCAUAUUCCCUGGCUAGACAGGGACGAAUGUUGGCCUGAAUCACACCAUGGCUCCAUUGGGGGAUGAACUGAGCUCCUGGCUAGGGCCAGUGCUCUGAGAGUCCCAGCAGCAUCCUCCAGGCCAUCUCUGUCAGCAUGCACAGCCUUAGGAUGAUGGGGGUUAGUUAGCACAAUGACGGAGGGAGCGGGCUUGGAACUAGGACCCAGCCUUCUCUGAUGCUAUCUCCAUGUGUUUGUCUGGUUUUCAAGAGGCCAGGGCUCUGCUUUAAAGGAUGAGGGCACUCUGGAGAGGGUACUGUAUCCAACUUGCAUAACAAAGGCCAAACCUUAGACACACGUACACACCGAAGGCAGGUCAGCAACUAGAAAUCAUGGACAUCCAGAGCAGAGCUGCCUCUGCUGAGGAUUCUGGAGAGCCCAUGCCAACCUGCAGGGAAUCUCCAACCAAGGUAAAUCUCCCUCAUCUUUAGCCCCUCUACCUACCAGAGCUCCAGCCCGGCUGGCAAGUGGCUCUGGGGAUCUCUCUGACUGCUCUGAGUCUUAGUCACUGUGUUAAGGUGCACCAUGGCUUUUCCAGUUAUGUCCUAGGUCCUCUAAGGCAUGGCUCAGCUGCCAUGGCUCUUCCUGGUCUGUGGGAAGGAGGGCAGUGUGGUGACCCUCUUCAUGCUUUGCAUCUGAGAGUAGGUCACAGCAGCCCUGUUCCUUCGUGUGACGUAACCACAAUGUCCUUUUCUGGGCCAGAGCCAGUUGUCCAACCUUUGCUGAGAAGGUCUACACACCGGCACUUUGGGAGGUGGAAAGACCUGGAAAGACAGGAUGGCUGUGGCAGGGGCUCUCUUGUCUCCCUCUACCCAUUUUUGACCGGUCACACCGGCAGCCUCACACCCUCUAUCAGGCUAAGAAUCAUACAACCACAAUGGAAGAAUAUUUAACUUUUCUUUAAAAAAAUCUUAACCAUGAAAGGAAGAAAAUAAGAGUAUACAUUAUUUUAACAGUAAAACAGUCAUUUCCAUAUCUAUAUUUUAUAUAUUAUAUAUAUUUAUAUAUAUGUAUAUAUACACCUAGCACAGUGUGUAUGUUCAUUGUAGGGAGUGGCGUGAGGACGGGGUGAUGAGCCAACAGUGCUGCGGCCCCUGGGGAAGGAAGGGCCCUGACUUAACUCAGGGACUCCAGCAAUCCACUUCACAUCUCUCUUGGGGGUCUGUGUUGAGAUCCGUACCUGGUGUAUUGUUUCUAUGGGACAAGUGGGGAAGGGCUGGGUAAGACACUCCCUGCAGGGGCAUUUCCUGACACUGAGAAGGCCUAGGCUUCAGAGGUGGGCGGGCCCUGGAGCUUGACAGCACUGGAAUCUGGGAGACCUCCCUGCCAUUGGGACAUAACCAAUCAUGGCCCUGAGCGGGGCUGCUGCCUGGCUCUCUGUGACUGGUUGAACAUGCCAGGGACAGAAUAAAAGGCUAAGUUAUUUACAAUGGCAAAGAUACACAUACAAUAGACAUAUUUAUAGGAAACUAAAGGGCAAAGAGGAGAGCCAGGCAUCUAGCUGUCUUGGGGCCUAGGAAGAAGAGGAGGAAGAAAGUGCAUUUACACAUAAGCCUCCUCAAGGGCACUGUGCACAUAGCACACUCCACACUGGCUAUGUGGGGUGGAGGCCUUUCUAUUGUGGUCAGCAUGCUUAGGAGACGAAAGCCACGGAGACUCGGUCUAACAGGAGGAAGAGACACUAAACUGGACUGUCUGGUGGGAACAGACCAGGCAACAUGAGGGAUUCCCAGGCCUCACAGCAUCUUUCACGGGGCUCGGGUCUCCUAGUGUGGUGCUCUGGCUCAGGCCAGACUCUGGUUGUCUGGAUGGCUAUGGUCCUGGUGACGAAGCUGUGUCUGUGGCACUGUCUUCCAGGGGGGUGUCGGAGCCUGUGGGAAGAUGGUGAGGGUGAGACGCUGGCUACAUUUGAGAGGUUCUCUUUCAUGUCCCUGGCUGAUUCUUGAGUGCCAGUUGUGACAAAGCUUAUAUGUAACAGAAUGUCUGGA